Messenger RNA from Protopolystoma xenopodis, 207 nucleotides. The record is from the annotation of a GenBank genome assembly. NCBI's taxonomy places the organism in Eukaryota, Metazoa, Platyhelminthes, Monogenea, Polystomatidea, Polystomatidae.
AUGACCAGCUCAACUGCUUCCUCUGGCAAGUCCGACUGGCUUUCUAUGGAUCAACUCCGUUCUGCAGAGCUCCUUUGUCGGCGUGUUAUUGAGCGUGAUCUGGAAAUCAGCUCAUCGGAGUGCUCAUUGGCUGAGGCGCAAUCGGUUUGUGCGGUUUCUUUUGACCUCCAUUUAACUCUGCUCCGCCACUUACAGUGUCUCUUUUAG